AAGAUUAACACUUUCUCCUUGUUCCUUAAUUAUCAUCAUCACUCUCUCCCCUCUCUCUCUCUCUCUCCCUUCUCUUUCUCUUAUGAUCAUCUCUCUUAGCUCCUUGCUUAGAUCCUUGUUGAAUUAUUCAAUCAUCUUAUAACUCAUCCUUAACCCUCCAAAAAAAAAACUAGUCCCAAAUUCUCAAUAAUCUUUGUACAAAUUCUCAAUAAUCUUAGUAAACAUCCAAGAUUUUCACAUAACACAGAAAAAAAGGGGACAAAUUAGACUUCAAGAAAUCUUUUUUUCCACUAGAAAACCUUAUCUUUGAGCUAAUUUUUUUUCCUUUCUUUCUAACAUGGCAAACCCAUGGUGGACAGGCCAAGUAGGUUUACAAGGAGUUGAAACAUCAUCAUCCGCUGGCUCCCCCUCCCUCAAGAAGCCAGAUCUAGGCGUAUCUAUGAACGACAAUAGUGGUGGUAGUGGUAGUCAUGAUGAAGAAAGGGACCAUAGCGACGACCCUAAAGAGGGUGCAGUCGAAGUAGCCACUCGUCGACCUAGAGGUCGACCAGCUGGCUCCAAGAACAAACCUAAACCACCAAUCUUCGUUACAAGGGAUAGCCCUAACGCGCUUAGAAGCCACGUGAUGGAAGUUGCAAAUGGAGCUGACGUGGCCGAAAGCAUAGCUCAAUUUGCUAGGAAAAGACAAAGAGGUGUUUGUGUGUUGAGUGCUACUGGAACUGUUGCUAAUGUAACCCUAAGACAACCAUCUGCUCCCGGAGCUGUCAUGGCAUUACACGGCCGUUUCGAGAUCUUAUCAUUGACCGGAGCCUUCCUUCCUGGACCCGCUCCUCCUGGAUCAACAGGUUUGACUAUAUACUUAGCAGGAGGACAAGGACAAGUUGUGGGAGGAAGUGUAGUAGGGUCUUUAGUGGCUUCCGGACCAGUUAUGGUAAUUGCAUCAACUUUUUCUAAUGCUACAUAUGAGAGGCUACCUUUGGAGGAGGAGGAAGAAGGCGGUGGACCGGCAGCACAAGGACAACUUGGUGGCGGUGGUGGUGGAUCGCCACCGGGAAUGGGAGGAGGAGGGCAACAACAACAAGGUGGUGGUGGUGGUGGUAUGGGUGAUAUUCCAUCAUCAAAUAUGCCAGUAUAUAAUUUGCCACCAAAUUUGCUACCAAAUGGUGGACAAUUGAACCAUGAAGCAUUUGCUUGGGCACAUGGACGCCCUCCUUUUUAAUUUAGAGGUAACAACAACAAUAAUAAUAAUUCAAAAAAAGAAAGAAAAAAAGUGAGGAUUUAGAGCUUAGCUUCUUCCUUUUGAUUAUGUUGUAUGGUAAAAAAAUUUAAAGAAGUUAUUUGAGGUCCAAUUUAUGUA
Solanum dulcamara is the source of this 1357-nucleotide messenger RNA. RefSeq names its product AT-hook motif nuclear-localized protein 20-like. Gene Ontology annotation, cellular component: nucleus. Bases 338 to 1219 code for a protein of 293 amino acids. The record is from RefSeq and is a predicted model, not a curated record. Lineage: Eukaryota; Viridiplantae; Streptophyta; Magnoliopsida; Solanales; Solanaceae. Gene Ontology annotation, molecular function: minor groove of adenine-thymine-rich DNA binding; DNA-binding transcription factor activity. The transcript is spliced from 2 exons.